AUGUUCAGCAAAGACGAUCUUGUGAAUCCAUCCGGAGAUAGUGAUUACUCACAAUAUGUCAUCCGCCCGUGGUUAUUGCAUCAAAACACUGGCACGGCGGAAACUGUCUUACAUCCGCCAGUGAUCUCGUCAGGUUCAGCCAAUUUGAAGUCUGCAUCUCGUGAGAGGAAUCAUUUCGAACAACUGACUGAGCACAAUAACCGCGGGAAAGGCAAUAUUGGCCUGAAAGAAGACUGUCAUAAAUUGUACAAUGUCUGCUCCCCAGUUAGUGAACAGUUAGGCGCUCCCCGUAAUUGCCAUCGGUCAGAAAAACACAUACUCAGUGAUCGUGAGUCCUGUGCCUCACAAAGUUUGAAUGUAAGUCGUGCUGUGACCCGGGAGAACGUCACUGAAGCCAAAAUUGACUGGAUGACUACAUAUGAAUCGCACAUUCAGUUGCAACCGGUGAUUGAACCAGACGAUCAAAUGCUCUCAAAACUUGAAAUCACCGAAGAGAAUCAGCCAGCCAUAGCUGUAGUUCAACCACCCCUAGUAACGAAACUUGCAGCUUUUCCAUCAUCAAUCAAACCAAAUGGAACUAAGACCACGGACGCAAAUUUCGAUGAGCUGAGUCCUUAUACCAGUCCUUCCCUAACAAUAGAGGAAGAAAUCAAUUCAUCCAUGGUAAAGUUAAGAUACCCGUUUGAGGGUGGAAGUUCACCAACCAAAGCUGCAUGUGCCUCAUCGAACAUGAAGCAAUCGACAUAUCUAUCCCAAAUGACUUGGCACAAACAAGAACCCCGACGCAUGAGGUGCACGUUGUCUCAUUCUCCCAACACCACCGGGAAGCGUUCCAGACGAUGGUGUUCGCGCGAUUUGAUAGUGACACUUUUUGGCUGUGUGAAAACCAAUGCCGGUGACGAUGGAGAGUUAACACGAAGCUCGUUCUCCCGGAUCGAUAUUACCCAGGAUAGUUCGGGGACUGAAGAUCAACGAACAUCUGCAAUAUCCGCCUCCAGCCCUCAAACCAAUUCAGCCACUCAUCUACCGCUAUCGCCAGUUGAAACAAUCUCAACGAAAAAGUCUAAAAUAUCUCAAUCUCCGAUAAACUCGACCUCACCAAAAGCUCAAUCUAAGCGUCCUAAGGUUCGGUUACACAUGCCCAUCGUAAGAAAUCAAUGUCGCAUACUGGGCAGACGCACGCUGCUUCGUGCCUCGAAAUCCCUAACGAGAGUGCAUCAAAUAAUAAUGCAGUUGAUAAACCAACACAAUCAUGAAAUGGAAAUCGUGAAUAAAGAAUUUGCCAAUGUUCAACACCGUCUAGUUGAGAUAAACACCCGAAUAGACCUAAUGACUCGAUCGUUGGAAAGUCAACAACAAGUUUUGUCGAAUAUAACGCAGUGGAUUGAGGGACACAGAACGGUAGAAAUCCCACAGUGCUCGGAGCGACCAACUCAGACUGUGAAAAUCGCUUCCACAAAGCAGUCCGCUGAACGGCCGCGACUUGAAUCGGAACAACCGAAUCCAAUGGUACAAACUGAACAUAGAAAGAUUGAUACGACACCGAAGCAAGACUAUUCAAUUACACAACGACAUUCACUUAACCAUAAGUUGUCUAGUUCUGAAAAUCGGCCAAGUUCCGUAGCUAGCGUCUGUGUCUCACCACCAAUAUCUGCCUACCAAUCACAAAAGCUCUCAUGUCGUCUGAUUUCACCGGAAGAAUACACGUUGGUCACCGAGCACUAUUCAAAGCAGUCGGACGAAUCUAGUUACCCGAAUACGAUAUCCAAAAAUCGGACUAUUGGGUUCAGUCAUGUUGAUACUAUUUCAAUUCGCAAGCCGUCAUUUCUAUGUUCUAAUCAAGGUGACGGAUGUCGUCACUAUUUCUCAGAGGUUACUGUGCAAACUCCGCAGAAUGUUGCUCCAGAGAAAGCAAGCAAAGCGCUGGAUUUAAGUCCUCCGGCUCAAAUGGACGUUGUCUGUUACUCACAACAAACCAGUCAUUCGUCCAGUUCAACCUCGCCCACUGUGGUUCAAGAAGACAAUACUAAAACAAGCAAAGAAAAUCAUGAUCUGCGGCGCUAUUACCGCAUUGCUUAUAUCGAACAAGACACUGCUGGUUCGCAGGAUGCUGUGCAUCGAAACUCGCAUUCCAACGGCUGCGUUGCUACAACCGCGCACAGUGCCGAAUCCGGUACAUAUCGUUCACAAAAAUCCAUCGAGUAUGUGAAUUUUGUUCAACCGAAACGUGUGUUGAAGGAGGCUAAGCUUGUCGCUGCCGAAUUUGUUCCUUGUUCGCCACCAGAUUCAGAUGCGAUGCCUAUAAACGUACCGAACAUGAUAGAACACAAAACAGAGGCAGCCAAGGAUAGUCAUCAUCUGGUGAAUCGAAAAUCUCAUGUUCAUCACGGACCACAUCGUGCUCAUCAAAGGGAACAAUUUGACCAACGGCCAACGAAUCGAAAAUCCAGUUCAACUUGCCGAAGGCAAAUGCUGAUUGCGGAUAGCGGGAAUGUGGUUAGACAGUCUCACACGAGUUCGUCAACUCGGCAUCGAACAACGAUUGUACGCACAUGCGAAAACAUCCCUCGUGAUCUGAGCAACAGAUCGGGUACAGACAUGUGUCUAACUGAAUCCCUCAUUAACCGGGAAUAUCCACAUCGGACAGUCCCUGGUCGAGCAAUUCCGGUCGAACAGACAAGAUCGCAUCACCCUUGUCCGAGACAACAUCACACACAGCAGUCCACAACUAGACACGUACAAAUGGACGUCACCUCUCGAGAUAGUAUUUCCAAUCAAUGUCCAAAUGUGAAUCGAUCCAGUCAACAUAAAAGAGGCGAAGGAAUGUGUAAAUCCAAGCAUCAUCAUAUACCGGUAGAUCGCAAUAACAAUAGUCAAGAUUGGGGACCGGAUGAGCGAAUGAUGAACAGUCCAUGCCAGUCUAACCAUAUCGAUCUUACUCAAUUAUCCUACGAAGAAAUGUGUAACAAAUCAAAUCCGAAGUUUCAUUUUAUUACAUCUCUUCCGAAUCGGUCUUUGGCGGAGCUGAUGCAUACUAAUAGCGGGACGAAACCAACGGAAUUUGCUUUACCCGGGCCUGAGGAAGAUAACCAAAUGAGCUUAGUUGAACAUCACAUGACAGCCAAACGAGAGAAGAAACGUUUGGAAGAUGAAAGACGAAUAUGGAACGAGUUGCGGCGUCUUCCAAAUCAGAAUAGUAAAAAAGUAACUGAAACAUCCAACAAAAAUGAUGAAAGGUCAACUGGGAUUGUUAUGCAACCACCGACGUCUGUCGGAGUUACACAGACCCCAGAGAAGCUAGCUAAAAUUCCAGGGGCAAACUCAACUUCAAAAGAAGAGGGAAAACAGAGUUCACAACCUAUGACAGCAUUGGAACGGUGUCGAGAACAACGACGGCGGCGUUUAGAGGAAAAAACACAGGCAGAUAUGAAAUCUAUCCUGGCUAUGACGGAACAAGCAGUUGCUGAGCGAAAAGCAAGAUCAGUUCGCACAAGUCCACAACAAUCGGCACAAAUAAAGCAAUUACUGAUCGAUAAACCUACAACGCCCCGGGGUAUUGGUGAUAGUCAGGAGAGGGAUGAAACUGAAUCAAUUGCCGUGCCUGUGAGGUUGUACAUCCCGAAUCAGACUGGUCUUCUUCGAAUACGGACUGUAUCGAAUGCAACUCAUCCCGUUCAUGUAGCCUGUCCUCCAAUAAUUCCUCGGACACCAGCACUAGUGAAACCGAAGAAUCCGUGGAUACUUGUUGUCACUCAAGUGUCAGUUCUUCUUCAAAUUCUACUCGAUGCUCUUCUCACGCCGGACCGCAAUUGUCAAACUAUUGUCCGAGUAAUGUACGGUCCACGGCACGGUGUUCGGGAAUUACAGCUCCCAUGCUCGUGA
Messenger RNA from Echinostoma caproni, 3882 nucleotides. Lineage: Eukaryota; Metazoa; Platyhelminthes; Trematoda; Plagiorchiida; Echinostomatidae. The record is from the annotation of a GenBank genome assembly.